CUCUAUACAAUAUCAAAUUAUAUAAAGUGUUUUUAUUUUUAAAUAAUUAUAAAGAACAAUUGUGCAUAUUAAUAAUAUCAUGAUGUGAAUCAAUAAUGAAUAAAAAAAAUUGUGAAUUCUAAAAUUAAACAGUAUAAAAAUAUUAUGGUAAAAAGAGUAAAAAAAUUAAAGAAUUAGAGAAAAAAUAAAGAAAAACAAUUAAAUUUUAUCACGGGAAAAAUAUAUAAUUAGUAAUGAUGAGUUGCCGUUUCAUAAAAAUUACAUAUAGUUUUCUAACUGUAUAUUUUAGUAUAUUAUGUAAUAAUAAUUUUAUUAGAAUAUCAUCAGCUGAAAUUGCAGCGGAUCCAAAAUUUAGUGAACCAAUAGCAAAUGUAACAGUUGCUGUUGGACGUGAAGCAGUUUUAACAUGUCUUGUGCAAGAUUUAGGAUCAUUUAAGGUAGCAUGGUUACGAGUUGAUACCCAAACAAUAUUAACAAUACAAAAUCAUGUUAUAACGAAAAAUCAUCGUGUCGGUAUAACAUAUUCAGAGCAUAAAAUAUGGCAACUAAGGAUAAAGGAUAUAAGAGAAUCAGAUAAAGGAUGGUAUAUGUGUCAAAUAAAUACAGAUCCAAUGAAAAGUCAAACAGGAUAUUUGGAUGUCGUAGUACCACCGGAUAUCCUAGAUUAUCCAACUAGCACGGACAUGGUUGUUAGAGAAGGAAGUAAUGUAACGCUUAGAUGUGCCGCAAAUGGUUCACCCGAGCCAACAAUUACAUGGAGACGUGAAGGUGGUGAACCUAUUGAACUUCCAAAUGGUGAUUUUGUUUCAAGCGUUGAAGGACCAUAUUUAGUGAUACCAAGAGUAAAAAGACAACAUAUGGGCGCAUAUUUAUGUAUUGCAUCAAAUGGUGUACCACCAUCAGUUAGUAAAAGGAUAAUACUAAUUGUACAUUUUCCUCCGAUGAUAUUUGUUCAAAAUCAAUUAAUUGGAGCUGUCGAAGGUAAACAAACAAUGUUAGAAUGCCAAUCUGAAGCAUUUCCAAAAUCAAUAAAUUACUGGACAAGAGAAAAAGGUGAAAUUGUACCACCAGGUGGUCAAUUUACAACAAAUAUAACUGAACAUAGUGAUUACCGAGUAACAAUGAGACUUUUUAUAGCGCCAAUAACACAACAUGAAUUGGGAUCAUACCGAUGUGUUGCAAAGAAUUCAUUAGGCGAUACAGAUGGAACCAUAAAAUUAUAUAGAAUUCCAGUUAGCACUGUUAAUUCAUUGGAUGGUCAUGAUGGUCCAAAAAAGGGUAAAAAGAGGAUUAAAACUACAACAACUGAAGAAUAUCAUCAUAGGACAAAGAAUGUUGAUCCAUCUAAUAAUGAUGACUUAGAGAAUCCUGGAAAACGUAAAGAUAUUAUGCUCGGUGAUAAUGAUGACAAUAUUUAUGAUGCAACAUCAGCAGCUAGUAGUAAUUCAUUACGAUGGUCUACAAUAGGAAAAAAUCAUUUAGAAAUUUGGCAAAAACGGAUAAUUACAAAAACAAAUUUAUUUGGAAUUUUCAUAAUAACAGAAACUUUAUUAAAACUUUUAAUGUCAUCAAUUUCAUUAUCAUCAUUACAAUUAAAAUCAUUAUCAACUUCAUUUAUAAAAUUUUCAACAAUUACCUCUUCAUCAGCUAAAAGGAUAUCUAAAGAAGUUUUUUUAUUUCUGUCAUUAUUAAAUUUAAUAUAUUUAAGAAAGUUUCUAAAUAAGUUAGCGGAACAAUUUAUAAGAAGAGGAAUUUUUUUUUGGGCAAAAGCUAAUAACAGUUUGACAUAA
Condylostylus longicornis is the source of this 1790-nucleotide messenger RNA. RefSeq names its product limbic system-associated membrane protein (gene DIP-eta). The transcript is spliced from 12 exons. The coding region runs from base 234 to 1790 and encodes 518 amino acids. The record is from RefSeq and is a predicted model, not a curated record. Gene Ontology annotation, cellular component: neuron projection. Lineage: Eukaryota; Metazoa; Arthropoda; Insecta; Diptera; Dolichopodidae.